Molecule: messenger RNA, 519 nt
Organism: Mollisia scopiformis
Lineage: Eukaryota; Fungi; Ascomycota; Leotiomycetes; Helotiales; Mollisiaceae
Exons: 3
Coding region: 1-519 (172 amino acids)
Source: RefSeq, a predicted model, not a curated record
AUGUCCGAUCUUAACAUCAAGAAGAUCAUUGACCGUCGUGUUCACAAUCGUUUGGUACAGGAAUAUGACUCGGAAGUUCUCGUCCCCAUCUUGAUGAUCGUAGGAUCGACCAUACUAUGUGGUCAAGACAUAUAUAACUGGACCUUUGCACCUGACAGUGUAAACGAUUGGUGGAUUGUAGGUUUGGGAUGGUUAUUCACAUUCGCCACGGGUGUGGUAAGCCUCAGAAGAGUUUUCAUAGUCCAAAAAGAAGUCGAAAAAGAAGUUCAGCAAGAACUCGAAGGGCUUCCUACAUUCGCCAUCGAAAAAACACCAUUGCUGCCACCAAACACCUUUCUUGGAGAAGAACUUGAGGAGAAGCUUCCAGCAAAGUGGUUCCAAAAUCCGUACAAGAACGUAGCCAAUGGUUGGUUUCAUCAUCCUAGUCAUAACCAGCUUUGCAAUUCCGGACAAGAGAUACAGCACUCAUUGAUCCACCUGACGAAGAUGGCUGGAAAACUGUGUUGUGUAAAUGUGUGA